UACAUCACAAUAGCGUUCGACAAUCUGCGACGGCACACAAAAUUCCGAGGACCAACCUGAUGCGUUAUAUUGCAGCAUUUGAUGGUGCGAGCAUCGACGUUAUUACUGCCAAUGCCGAUGUAAUGAAGAAUUUGCUGGCUGAAAGCACGACGAUGGGCACAAAAACAUGCCUCGAUGUUAUGUUAACGCCGAAAACCAUCAAAUCCGGCUUCCGAACAACUGGCAUCUACCCGUUCAACUCGCAAAUUUUCACUGAAGUUGACUUUAUCGCUUCGGAACUGAGCGGCGAAAAUUUGUUCGGUGACGAAGAGAAAGACGCCGACAAUCAACGUCGAGUUCUUGCCUCUGGUGAUGCCAUUGUGACUGCUGCGAAUGAGGAGGUGUCAUCGUCGGAGGCAUCGACAAGUGCCCCAGCUUCAACAAGUGGUGCUGCAUCAUCGUCGUUGUCUCUUGUUUCGGCUCCCCAGCUCCGUGAUGCAUUGAAAUCGGUUGGCCCGUUGAAAUUGGACACACCUGCGCCGAAAUCAAAACGUGGCCUUUCAACAGCCACCUUUGGUGACGUUGUGAAAACUCCCUACCUUUAUAUUUAUUAUUUAAAAACACUAUCGGGCUAUGAUCAGUUAUAA
Molecule: messenger RNA, 626 nt
Organism: Bactrocera tryoni
Lineage: Eukaryota; Metazoa; Arthropoda; Insecta; Diptera; Tephritidae
Exons: 3
Coding region: 60-626 (188 amino acids)
Source: RefSeq, a predicted model, not a curated record